AUUUUUUCGUAAUUUUGCUAUAUCUCAGGGGAGUGACCGUAAUUUGCCCAAAGAAGAAAUAAUUGGGCUGUUUGAUUGGCUGGCAAGUUGACUUGUACUUAGAAAAAUCAGUUACAUGAGCUGCACCAGUUGUUAUUUAAGACAAGCUACGUAAAGCAAACAAAGAAAUAUCCACAAGUGAGCUCGAUAAACUUACAUUACAUAGAUAGAUAUGGCGGCCGAGACGACAAUAAUGUUUGCGGUGAAGAACAUAGACGAUUUGCUCAUCGAGCAGGCGGGUUUCCUACAAGGCGUCGAGGAUCAGGUCAAGCGUCUGAAAGACGAGCUCCAACGGUUGCAGCGUUUCGUGAAAGACGCUGCACAAAAGCAAGGCCGCGACAAGAGGAUCUUUAAAUGGAUAUCCGAUGUUAGAGACGCUGCACAAGAUGCCGAUUCCAUCGCGGAUGCAUUCGUUCUCAAAGUUGAAGCAGCGGGAAGGAGCAUCGGCGGUUCGUCAGGGAAGUUGCUCCACUUGCCGAAGCAUUCGUACAAACUGAUCGGAAAACAGAUCGAGGCGAUCAGAGACAAGCUCAGGGGCAUCGAAAAAAGCCGCAAGAAGUGCGGAAUUGUCGAUCUUGGUGAAGGAAUGGAGUACUAUGUAUCUUGGCGAAGCAAGUUUUCUCCUCGGCAAAUGAACAAACAGUUGGUGGGCAUGGAUGAAAACGUGGAGUUUUUCCUCGAGCAUGUGGUUCUGGAUGACAGUGAUGAAGGUCUUUCGAUUGCGACCGUCGUUGGACCCGGCGGCGUCGGAAAGUCGACACUUGCCCGGAGAAUAUACGACGGCGCAGUUGCGGCGGGGCGAUUUGACCGGUGUGUUUGGUUAGCGGUUUCCGGCGAGUACACACCGAAAGACGUGAUCAAGGAGGUGAUGCUGCAGCUGUUGCACCCGCAGCAUGACAAGAUGAAGGAGGCGGAGAGUUUGGAAGAACUGCCGUUGUCGGAAAUCCAGGGACUGCUUCACCGGAGUUUGCGCGACGCGCGGCUUUUCUUGGUUAUCGACGAUGUGGGGCAAGAUGCACAGUGGGAAGCUAUUGCUAGUGUUUUCACCAUUGAAGAUGAAGGAAGUAGAUUGUUGCUAACAAGUCGAAACGAGGACAUUGCGAAGGAUGCUGGCAGCUAUGUUCACAAGAUGAGUACUUUAGACCCCAAUAAGAGCUGGGAAUUGUUUACGAACAAUAUAUUCAUCGACAACGUCGAUGGCAAGUUUCCAGAAGAUUUGGAGAUUAUCGGAAAAGAAAUCUUGAAAAAAUGCGACGGUCUACCGUUAGCAAUCGACUUGGUGGUGGGCCUACUAGGGGACGAGAAUCCGUCCAAGAGUAAAUGGGACGAGGUUUUGAACGAUAUAAACACUCUUUCGCAUAGUAGUUCCGGAAGUAGUACUAUUUUAUCGACAAUCUUGGAAUUAAGUUAUCGCGACUUGCCCCCUCAACUGAAGUCGUGCUUUCUAUGCCUAGGCUUCUUUAAGGAACGCGUUCCUAUUCGUGCAGAAAAGUUGGUGCAGGUGUGGAUCGCGCAAGGCUUAGUGGUCCCACUUGAAGGAGGAGGAGAAAAAGAAACGAAAGAGGAGAUAGGUAUGUGUUAUUUAAACGAGCUUAUCAAUCGAAACAUGGUACAGGUCAAGGAUCUGAGUACAGACGGUCGAGUUAAAAACUGCUGCAUUCAUGAUCUUGUCCGCGAGCUAUCCGUGACAAGGGCAAAGACGGAAAUAAGCUUCGAGAUCCAAAGAGAGGACGAAAAAUCUCGAACAUCGGAUAAGAAGCCUCGUCAUCUUGCUAUACACGGUUACACCUCCGGGGAUCAACACGAACAUGUUCAUUCUCUUUUCUUCCAUGGAGUUAUAAGCAACUUCCUCGACGAUUUAAAGAGUUUCGAACUGCUUAAGAUACUCGACUUUGAAGAUCUUCCUAUAGAGAAGAUACCGGAAACAAUCGGUUUAUUGACUCGGUUGAGAUAUUUGGGAUUAAGAAACACGAGGAUCGAGAGUCUCCCGGAAUCAAUGGGGAGACUCAAGAAUCUUGAGGUUCUUGAUAUAACAAAAGUCGACCAAGUUGAAAUGGAUGAUGUCAUAUGGGAAAUGGAGAGCCUGCGUCAUUUAUACGGCGGGGUGAUUUACUCGCAGUAUCUUCUGAAAACGCACACCCUGAAGAAUAUCCAGACACUCGGCUACAUUUACGUCGAAAAUUUGAUACCCGCGCACCUCAUGGAGAUGAGCAAUCUUCGUAAAUUGAGCUUGUUGAUUACCGUCAGUGUAGACUUCGACGGAAGAAAGUUCUACCCCUUCUUGGCAAUGCUGGAGAAUCUCGCGUGGCUAGAGAUAAAAUGGGGUCCUUUUGCUAAGGUACAAUUGUCGGAGUUGAAGGGGCUGGAUGUUCUGCACCGUGUCACCCGACUUAAACUGGAGGGUAUUAUAGCCAAUUUACCCGACACGUGUGAGUUUCCUCCGAAUCUUUCGUACUUGACCUUGUUAAGGACUUGUUACGAUAAAGAUCCGAUGCCGGUGCUGGAGAAGCUGCCGAAGUUGGUGUACCUGAAAAUGGACCGUGCGUAUAGUAGCAGUGACGAUAUGGUGAUAUCGGAAGAAGGUUUCCCCGCGCUCGAAAUCCUUUGUCUCUUUAGGAUGGUGACUCUUGAUAACAUACUUAUUCUACAAGGCGCGAUGCCUAAGCUCAAAGACUUGCGGAUUAUCGGGUGCGGCAAAAAUUUGGAGACUAACCUUUGGGGCUGAGAUCGAUCGCUACUGUUCUCCUGAGGUACACAAGUUGGAAAGUCUCCGCAAUUUGUUAUUAUUUUUUUUUUUGUGUGUGUGUAAUGUGUGUAUGUAUGUAUGUAUGUUUGCUAUUUGCAUUAGUGAAUAAACCCUUAAUGCAUGUUUUUGGGAUACUUCUCUCAUUAACCUCCAUGUAAGCAUUAAUUGGGUGUGAAAAUAAAUUUC
This is a messenger RNA of Erythranthe guttata (spotted monkey flower), 2971 nucleotides long. The record is from RefSeq and is a predicted model, not a curated record. NCBI's taxonomy places the organism in Eukaryota, Viridiplantae, Streptophyta, Magnoliopsida, Lamiales, Phrymaceae.